Messenger RNA from Dermacentor albipictus, 1242 nucleotides. RefSeq lists its product as uncharacterized. The record is from RefSeq and is a predicted model, not a curated record. Gene Ontology annotation, biological process: negative regulation of peptidase activity. Lineage: Eukaryota; Metazoa; Arthropoda; Arachnida; Ixodida; Ixodidae. Gene Ontology annotation, molecular function: serine-type endopeptidase inhibitor activity.
GUGUCGCCCGCUGUACAGACAAUGGCCCGGUAAAACUACACUGGCGUCCGUUUCCGCCUUGAGCGAAAGAACUCGGUGGUGCAAGCGGAGACCGGCCGCGUUCAUAAUGCAGCACUUCACGUUGCACGCAAAGCACACGGUACGAAUGUAAUCUGCAGGCACGACGUGAUAGCAUUUCGCACGGCUGUUUUCCAGAUGGGCUCCCGGGCAGUCACAGCACUGGUCAUUCUGCUUCUUUUCGAACAUGGAAAAUGCGACCUCUGCGACAUCUGUCGGCGAAAGCGAGACAGCGCGGUCCGCAUGCCGUACAACCAGCGUUGGCACUUUGACGCCUCCUCGUUUCUCUGCCAGCCGUUCAACUUUUGCGACGACGAGAUCACGGAGCGCAUGAAGGGUCGCAAGUCAAAGGCUGAAAUCAACUGCGGAGGCGUGGACUGUUUCGAGUGGCUGUACGAGUCACUGAAGAAGAGGCAGGCGCAGGAAAGCGACCUGCCCAAGACUAUGCUCAGCCACCACCAGUACCACGCGCCCCUCGCAACGACGACGGCUCCGUUGGCGCCCAUGCCCGUCUUCACCGCGCCCACCAGACACGGCGAGGCGACGACCACCCAGCGCACUUCCCCUGUCACUGUCAGGACCAUAGUCAAGGAACCUUCCACGUCGCAGGACGAUGCGCUGAAUGAACCCGAAGCACCUUACGAGUUCGGCUUGGCCAAGCCCGAGGCAAUCCACGUCCCUCUGGUUCCCAAGCAAAGCUCGCACCGCAAGCCCGAGCUGUGCACGCUGAAACCCGACCGUGGCCGCCGCUGGCCGUGCUCCCAGCGCUGGUACUACAACACGGAGGAGAACGCCUGCAGCACGUUCACCUUCUGCGGCCAAAAAGGAAACAGAAACAACUUCCUCACGAACGAGACCUGCUACGAGGAGUGCCACGAUGGUAGUCAUCGCACGUAGGUGGCAAGAUGGACGCCAUCUCACAGCAACGCUGCGGUCGCAAGUGUUGAGGAUUCGACGCUAGGCGGAAGCUGUAUUGUGUACAAGAACUAUUGGCAAGAAAUGGAUGAAAAAAAACUUUUCUCGACGAAUUACUUACUGUGCAAAACUUGAAUGAAGCGAAUCAGGUACGACAAGCGUAUUUAGUAUAAUUAUGAUUUGUGCAUGAUUAUAAAUAAAUGAGAAGACAGUGGGUGGGAAAUGGGAUGCCACCAGGGUGCAUAUUAUUAAAUUGUGGCUUGCCCUGAA